CCUUCCGUCCAAAGCCCUCCAGAUUUCUUCCCAAUCACUGCAGAUUUGUUGCGGCAGUAAUGGUGAGCUUUUUGUGUAUGAAAAUUUUAGGAACCUGAUUGUCAAAAGCCAGAAAUCAAUUGUUGACCAAACAGGGAUUGGGUCUUCUGACAUUGGGUUGCUGGAGUGCAGUUCCUCACGUACAGCGGAUGGACGGGUCAAUCAUAGGCAGAUGUCGUUUUGGUUAUAAAACCUUGUCAAUAUUGAUUUGUAAGGACACCAAGCAUUCAGAUAUAUGCAGUCAAAUUUGUUCCAGGUUUAAAGAAUUGCAGGUUGAUGAAAUCGAGUUGACAUAUGCAGUUGAAGAACACUCAUCUUGUCUUCUGGAGACUGACAUGGAUGUUCGUGUGUUGCAUAUUUCUUUAUGUAACGAAAAUAUAAAUGCGGUGGAUAUAAAUUUCAUACAUGGGGGAAGUAAAGUAUCUGGCAAUGGUGAACAAGACAAGAUGGAUUCAUCCGAUAGUGAAGGUAAUACGUCAACUAAUGAAAAUGAGUAUUUGGGAAAGUAUGCUGCAAAAGAAGGUAGACUUUAUUUGUCCCAUGAGUGGAAAACAUAUAUUAGGGAGGUAGGGCAAAAGUAUGAAGGUGGGGUUACUGCAUUUAGGAUCAAAUUAUGCAAAUAUGCUUUUGAGAAGCGGUUUAGGUUCAUUUAUGUUAAAAAUGAUUUGAAGCGUGUCACAGCGGAAUGUUUGAAUAAGCAAAGUGAAAAUUGUCCUUGGCGCGUUCAUGCCACUGUAAAUCCGGUGAAUGGCUUCUUCUACAUUAAAUAUUUGAUGAAUGAGCAUACUUGCAAGGGCAGGAUUCGUACUCGUCAAAGACGUUUUAUGGGCUUGAAAAUUGUUUCCUCAGUUGUAGCUGAACAGAUUUGAACAAAACCUCAACUUAAACCAGUGGACAUCGUCACAGAUUUCAAGCAAAAUUGUGGCUUGAACAUCUCAUAUUAUAAUGCCUGGUAUGGUAAAGAAUUGGCCAAAAAAAAAGUCAAUGGUGAUGAAGCUUUCUCCUAUAGACAGUUGGUUUGGUACAUUGAUGCUUUGUUGAAAACAAAUCUGGGAUCUCAUUGUUACUUAGAGUGUGAUGCAAACUCAUCACGAUUUGAGCGCUUGUUCAUAUCAUAUCUUGCCUCCAUUGAAGGGUUCAAAUUCUGCAGACCAUUCCUUUGUUUGGAUGGUACAUUUGUGAAGAACAAGUAUAAAGGGCACAUGCUUGCGGCUAUAGGAAAAAAUGAAAUCAAGGGUUCUUUCCACUUGCUUUUGCCAUUGUAUUUUGAAAAUGAAGCCAAUUGGACAUGGUUUCUGGAAAACCUUUCAGACAUUUUGUCUCCCCAAGGUCAUAACAUCACAUUUAUUUCGGAUCGUUGCAAAGGGUUGCUAGAAGGCGUACAAAAUGUGUUUCCAGAGUUCAAUCAUUUUUUCUGUCUCCACCACUUGAAGCAUAAUGUUCUAGGUAGAUAUCCAACUUCUUUCGGCAAAAGAUACAGAGAUUGGAUUGUUUGGUGUUUUACAAGGUGCGCAUACGCUCCUACUGAGAAAGCAUUUAAUCAUCAUAUGAAAAAGUUACAAAAAGAUGAUGGUAAGACUAUUUUGGAGUUUUUAGACACAAUACCUAAUGAGAAUUGGUCAAAUGCCUUUUCUCCAGGUAAAAAAUAUGGUGAGAUGUGUUCAAAUCUGGCAGAGUGCUUCAACUCAUGGAUUGUUGUUGAGCACGAGUUGCCUAUUUUCCAAUUGUUUGAACGGUUACGGGUGAAGAUGAUGGUCAAAUAUGCUGCUCGGCGUUGCGAAGCAGAAAAAUGGACUACAUAUCUCUGCCCUAAUAUGGAAAAAAAAUUGCAGAAAGCUGUGGACAUUGGGAGGCAUUGGGAUGUUAGCCGUUUAAGUGAACACGUGUUUGAGGAACACCUUCAAAAGCUCCUCAAAUAAAGCAGCAGCAAAUUCUUGGCUCUCUCUGAUAUUUCUCUGGUUGACUGAAAGUUGGUGGAAAAAUAUGGUAGAGAAGACGAUGGUGGAAAAAAGAUCUUCUGGCUAUUAGGUUAAAGCUUUGUAUUUAUAGGCCAAGGGACUCCUCCAAAAAUAAGGAAGAUAAUAUUUAUUUAGGAAGGAAAGGAAAAAUAGGAAUGUAUUAAAAAAAACAAUACCUAUUCUCAAAAGGAAGAGUAACAUGCGUCUUCAAAAGAUAGAGGUAAUUGGCUUUGGGGUUUUAAGGGAAAAAUAGGAAAGUAUAUCAAGUGUCCAGCCAAUACCCAUGCUUUGCUCCAAAAGUAGCUGACGGUGGUGGCUCAACAAAAAAAAAGACCAUUUCAUUAUUUUGUCAUCUAGCAUCUCUUGCAAUUGCUCAAAUGAUGCAACCACCAUUUCAGCAAUUCACGAUGGGUUCUUCUUCACGAGAAAGGCAGUGAUGUGAUGCAACGUACAUGUUCUUGUCAUCAGUGGCAGCUUAAUGGCUUCCCAUGUGCCCACGCUAUUGCAGCCAUCCUUGCUGAUUAUGGUGACCCAUAUGAUUAUUUUGAACCUUACUUCACUGCAGAAUAUUAUAGAAAUUGUUAUGAUAUCCCAAUUGUUCCUGUUCCUGAUGUUGAGAAAGAGUGCCCGGAGGGUCUCGAAGACUUUAUAGUGAAACCUCCUUUAACUAAAAAUCCACCAGGUAGACCAAGAACGAAGAGGAUUAAAUCUAGAGUCGAGGAUAGAAGGGCCAACAAAUGCAGUCGAUGUGGUCACGCCAGUCAACGCAACAGGAAGACUUGUAAUCAUCAGAUUUGAGUGUUUACAUAAUGGUUACUUGCUGCCAAUCUCUCAAAGCUUGACAUGCCAGCUCCUCUGUUAGCCCUAUGCCAAUAUGUCGAGACCAAGUUGAAGCCUGCUAACGAGAUCAUUGCAAUUCACAUGCUAGAGGAAAUUUUUGGCACUGAGCAUGAUACCUUGCUCUUGUGUGAAGACGUUUUACAGUUUGCUUCCGUGGUUGAGAUUGGAUCCACAGUGAUUGCAGUAUACAUGAGGUACCUAUUUGACUAUUUAGAAAUAGCAAAUAUGGUAAACCUUGUUGGCCUCGUGGACCUUGGACAAGUCAGCUCUCAAUCUGGAAUGGUAUCUCACCGUUCAAAAUAUCUCUCAGACUGCCUGAAAAAUGCAGAUGGGGAUCAAUUUUACUUGGUGCCUUAUAAUCCAGGGGGUCAUUGGGUGUUAACAAUUGUGAGACUAGUUAAGGAGACUGUCUAUUACAUGGAUUCAUUGCCAAACCGCUCUGUUGACGAGGACAUGAGAAAUAUAGUGAAUACUUCAAUCAACAUGUAUAACUCUCACACUGACAAACAAUCAUCACGUAAAUCACCCAUAUGGAAAAAUCUACAAGGCACUCCUAGACAACCAACAAAUGUAGAGUGUGGCUAUUACAUGAUGCGUUUCAUGAGAGAUAUAAUUCAUGAUGCAGGCCUAGGAUUUGAGAAGAAGUUUGACAAUGAAAAGGAACUAGUUGUCUAUACUCAAGAACAUAUUGACAAAGUCAGACUGGAAUGGGCAAAAUUCGUGAACAAGCAAUUACAGAACAAUAUAUAA
This is a messenger RNA of Prunus persica (peach), 3587 nucleotides long. RefSeq lists its product as uncharacterized. Gene Ontology annotation, molecular function: cysteine-type peptidase activity. NCBI's taxonomy places the organism in Eukaryota, Viridiplantae, Streptophyta, Magnoliopsida, Rosales, Rosaceae. Bases 2841 to 3587 code for a protein of 248 amino acids. The record is from RefSeq and is a predicted model, not a curated record. The transcript is spliced from 12 exons. Gene Ontology annotation, biological process: proteolysis.